CUACGAUUUGCAAUAAAAAUUUUCAUGUUACUUCCAAUAAUUACCGUCAUCGGGUCAUGGUCAGCGGCAAAGAAUUUCGUAAUAGCCUGAGAAAGGGACUAUCGAAUGCACAAAAAACAAAGGGAUGCCGACUCGUUCCUGCGUUCACGAUUCAAGCCUUACAAAAAGGAACAUGCGUUAUUCCGCCACCCAAAUGCAACGCCUUCAAGGAAUCUGUACCGAAAUCAUCAAAAUUUCGCAUGAAUUAUAUGAGAGGUAACUUGCCGAUAGCGAUGGAAGCCAAGGGCAGUAAAGUAUCUUGGAAGGCCGAUAUUGGCAAGUUAGAUUUCCACUAUUACCUGCCGAUGUUCUUCGAAGGCCUGUGCGAAACGGAAAAUCCAUUCAAACUCUUUGCCCAGCAGGGGAUACACGACAUGUUGACGCACGGUGGGCAAAAAAUAUUCCCUUGUAUCCCGCAACUUAUAAUUCCAAUAAAAGACGCGCUCAAGACGAAAAACAAAGAGGUCAUGUGCACUACCUUAAAAGUGCUGCAGCACCUUGUCAAAUCUGGCGAUAUGAUUGGAGAAGCUCUCGUUCCCUAUUACCGUCAAAUUUUACCAACGUUAAAUUUGUUUAAGGACAGGAAUGUAAACUGCGGAGAUGAAAUUGACUACAGCCAAAUGCGAGGCGAUAAUCUGGCGGAUAUAAUUAAUGAAACUCUCGAAAUAUUGGAAAAAUAUGGAGGUGAAGAUGCAUUUAUAAACAUUAAAUAUCUUAUACCUACUUACGAGUCCUGCAUGAUGAAUUAAGAAAUUGCAAUAUAAAUACAAUAAAGUGA
Molecule: messenger RNA, 817 nt
Organism: Cylas formicarius (sweet potato weevil)
Lineage: Eukaryota; Metazoa; Arthropoda; Insecta; Coleoptera; Brentidae
Product: parkin coregulated gene protein
Exons: 5
Coding region: 57-788 (243 amino acids)
Molecular function (GO): Hsp70 protein binding; Hsp90 protein binding
Source: RefSeq, a predicted model, not a curated record